Messenger RNA from Caenorhabditis angaria, 834 nucleotides. Lineage: Eukaryota; Metazoa; Nematoda; Chromadorea; Rhabditida; Rhabditidae. The record is from the annotation of a GenBank genome assembly.
AUGGCAGAUUUGUUCAGAAAGCCGAAGAAAAAUAUUCAACCAAGGAAAAAAGUGGAAACAGAAAUUGAAGAAGAAGAUGACUCUUCGAGAGUUUCGGAUAUUAGAGAUUUACAAAAAUCAAGAGAAAGAAAAAAUGGAUUGACUGAAUUAGAAUGUGCUGUUGGAAUCUCAAAAGUAAGAUCAUUUUAUUUUUAUAUAACCCGGCAUUAAUCCUGUAUUUUAAGGCAGCUGCAUUGGAAGAUGGAAUACAAAUGACAGGAGGUGGAAUGGUUAUGACAUCAAAAAAGAAAGCAGCUAUGGAAGCAGCCAGUAUUGAACAAGGUUUGAGGUAAGAAAAAAAGUAAUUUAGAAUUUUAUAAUUAAUGUUUCGUUUCUAGAGAGCAGUUUGAGAAAGAAACAAUGUUACGAGAUGAACAUGAAGAAUUGAGAAAAUUCAUUGAUGAUGGUUUGAAUCGACAAGAAGAAACAAGUUCGACAUCGAAAGAACAAGAAAAAUUCACAUCAUUGACAGCCGAAGAUCGAGAUGCUGCAUUAUUACAAAGAGCUGCGGGAAGAGUGAAAGGAAAUCAAAGCAAAAAAGAAACAGAAUUGUUAUCUGAACAUAUGUUAGCUGGAAUUCCAGAAGUUGAUUUGGGAAUCAGGUUUGUUUUAAAUUUAUAUUUUUUCAAACCACGAAAAUCUUUUUUCAGCGCCAGAAUCACAAAUAUCCUGAAAACUGAAAAGAAGAAACGAUUCCUUCUGGACAAAUCGAAAGCAAUUGCAUCUGGUCAACCAUUACCCGAAGAACCAGAAGAACCAAAGAGAAAACAUCAAAGAAAACCAUUCCGUCGUUAA